CGAUUACAUUCAAAGCAAAUUAGGGUUUGGAUUUAUCUCUAACGCAAUCGUAGCCGGAGGAAGAAGGAACUCAGAGAAGAGAAAGCUCCGUUCACCGUCGCCGUCAUGGGUCGUAUGUACAGUAGAGGUAAGGGAUUCUCAGCUUCUGCUUUGCUGUGUAAGGGAAUAUCACCGUCUUGGGUCACGAGACCACCUCAAGAUGUUGGUGAGCCCAUUUGCAAGUUUGCUAAGAAAGGAUGGACACCAUCGCAUAUCGGUGUUAUUCUUCGUGACUCUCAUGGAAUCGUGCAAGUGAAAAGUGUUACCGGAAGCAAGAUUCUUAGAAUUCUCAAAGCUCAUGGUUCUAAGUUUAGGUUGAUUCUUGUUGAGAGUAGAAUCCAUCGCCUUGCUCGUUACUACAAGAAGACCAAGAAGCUCCCUCCCGUUUGGAAGUAGUUAGUACUUCAAACAACAUUCAAAGAGUUUUCUUAAAGAUGUCCAUGAUUGAUCAUAUUACUUUUGAAUAUUGAUCCUACUUUGUGUUCUUGCUUUUGCAGCGAGUCUACUACCGCAAGCACACUUGUGGCUUAAGAAGCAUAAUAUAGAGAUGGUUUAAGU
Molecule: messenger RNA, 597 nt
Organism: Arabidopsis arenosa
Lineage: Eukaryota; Viridiplantae; Streptophyta; Magnoliopsida; Brassicales; Brassicaceae
Source: the annotation of a GenBank genome assembly